CUCUGAGCUGAGCUCAGCCCCCUGCUGCCUGUAAGCACAGGACAACCCAUUUGGGCAAGAAAAAACAUUUUGAUUGCAAUUUGUUUGUAUUACAACAUUUGGAAAGAUGUCAUUUGAUAUAAACAGUGAGUCGCUUUGAAGUCAUUAAUCCCGAGCGGACUCCUUCUACCUUGACUCAGCAAAGAACACAGCAUUUUGGAGCUGUAAGAACAGUACGGAGGACGUUUCUCGCAACAAGACGGGAGUCCCAGUUAGUGACUUUAAUCUGCACAAAAGUGACUCACAAUUGACAUAUUUUAAUGGCUUUGAGAGGGGUUAAGAAGUGGACUUGCUGCUUCUGAAAAGUAACAGAGCCAACAAAGCAGCGGUUCGGAGCAGUGCUUCAUUGCUUCAAAGUGAUGCACGUAUUAAGUUGCAGUAACAUUAAGUAAAUUUACCUGUUGAUAUCCCAGACAUGGCGCCGUCGUUGGUACUCUCAGAUGAAGUGGAGUCCGGUAGUGGAGAUUUUGAAUCGGGAGAGGAGAGGACGGCUGCAGACCGCUCUUCCUGCACGUGAUUAACCUCUUGGCGCCGAAAGACAAGACAUGAGAAGACUCUAAUUGAUCUGUGCUCCUGUAACUGCUCCACGCACCACAAUCUGGAUGUCCUCUGAGCCAUCAAAGCAGUGCCAGUCCUGCCUUCCAACCAACCAGAGUAAUGCUGCUGAUGAAACAUCAACUCAGGACAGCAUCACACCUCAGCCAGUCAAUGUGCUCACAUCUCGGCCACGCAGCCUUCUGGUGACCUCUGAAAGACGAGCACUAUGUGGCAACAUGGCUCCAAAUAUGCAUGAACUGCAGCAGGAGCAACUUCUAAAUUCAGACUCAUCAGAAGAUGGACUUUGUGUGGCUUCAAAGUGUACGUUGUCUUCUGUGCAUGAGACUAAGAAAUCUUCUCCGCUCCUCACGUACUUGCUGACAAAAGAUGACUCUGAGCUGAGCAGCACUCUGUUUUCUCCUUCAGAAAGGACCAGGGUCAGUGCAACACCUCGAUAUGCACAGCUAAGGAGUACAACCCGUUGCUCUGAGAAAGCCAAUCAGUGGAACGUCUCCUGUCCCUCUGCCAGCGCUCGGCCACUCGUGGACAACAUGGCGCUGCCUACAGAUGAGCAAAUACUUUGCUACAUUAAAGAAAGAGUCAAAGAAUUUCGGAGUGUACUUCAGCAGCAAACCAGAGGUUACAAAGGCAACCACCACAAGAUGGAGCAGAAUGUUGGCAUUGAUGGCAAAGCCUCUGAUCUCUGGUCCACAGGCGUCCCCUCUAUCCCAACAUGCAGCAGUGUCCCCACCCCACAUCCAGCCCCACUCCCUCUUAAAGGACAUUGUGAAAAGCAAGUCCUCAGGUAUGCUGUGACGGAGCAGUGCCAUGCCACAUGUGGACAAAUGCCUGAAGGUGAGCCAUCAAAGGACCUCAACAUGAAGGCAGCAUUCAAAGAGAACAGUGGAUAUACUGCAUCAGAGAAACCUCCAACAGAUACAUUGUCUGCUGCAAAGGACUCAAAUGAUGUGCCUGAAUGUAAGACUGAUGAGAAGAAUGCUGCUGUAGAUCUGGAUUUACAGUGUACUAAACAGUUGGAUAACGAUAUGGUCGAAAUGAGCGAAGGACAAUUUAAUAUGGGUGACAGCUGGAAAGACAAAAUAUGUGACAAAUAUGAUGAAAGCUCCCUUCACACAUGUCAUCACAAGUCCUUGAAAAAGAGUGCCUUGACAACACCGCAUUAUUCAUUAACUGCACUGAAGAAGCUGGUUUCUAGUCUGGAGAAUGUAGAGACCAGUGCCAAGAUGGACAACUUCUCAGAAAUCAUAGCCAAGCAGUAUUGGAAUGGGGAUAAAGAUAACAUUCAUCUCUUUGAAUCCACAGAGUAUCCAGAAAUCAUGCUGAACGUUGCUGCUACUUGUACAAAGCAUGAAGAUGACAGUCCAGUGGUUCUCGCGCCCAUGUCUGGAAUGACCUUGGACAAUCUGACAGAUAAACAGCCCAAGUUGGCUCUCGACAAGUUAUCGGAAGAAGGACAAUACAAGUCUGCCUGGUUAAAUGCCACAAGUGCAGAUGGCUUCAACAAAUGUCAAGCUGUGUCGACGAGUUUUCAGCACAUGCAGCAGUCUCCAGCAGGCACAAGUUCUCCAGCGCCUUUCAAAGGUUGUCAAGCAAAGUCAGUUACUCUGCUUUCUCAAGAGAAACCAGGGGAAAUCACUAUGAAAGUGGAAAGUCAACAAAUGCCUCUCAAAGAUGCACAGUUUCAAAGUGUAAGGCUAGAAAUGGUUUCUGUGCAAUCCAAAACUGGAAUAAAUGGACCCUUGUCUGAAAGCAAGUGUGUAGAAGUGCCACUCAAGUCUGUGGAGACAUGUGACAGGUACGUGUCUCUGGAAAUAAAAGACCCUCAAUAUGAAGACCUUACAGAUGAAGAAAAUGUGCUCAUUUCACCGCUACCUUCACCAGUGUCAGAAAGCAGAUGUGAUGGGUCAAGAUUAAUACCUUGUCUUAAAGUCCCACAGUAUGAAGACAUAAGUGAAGACGAGAACACUCAAAGUCCGGAACCUGUUCCGGUUCCACCUCUAUCACAGUCAAAUGGAGAACGAUGUUUGAAUGGGGAAGACAAUGGACACAGUCAUACUGAGGUGAAGAUGAAUAUCCCUUCAUAUAAUGCAUCGGAUUCAAGUGCUCUGGCACAGGACUCUGUCUCAUGUGGACUAUGUGGUGGUGUUCUGAACGUAGAAGAUGAAGGUGGAGAUCAGUUUGGUGAUGGUCAGUGGGCUGUUGUACCGCUGUCGAUAUCUGAUCUGACAUUUGAACUGGCAGAUGAUCAGGCUGGUCCAGAGAAUGACGUGCUGGAUGAGCAUUCUGGACAAACAGCUUCAGCUACGUGUGAGCCCCAGCUGUCAGUUCCAGAGCCAGAAGAACCUUCCACUUCAUUGCAGCUGCCGCUGUUUAACACAAUUCAAGGCUUUCUAGAAUCACAAAAGGCCUCAGUGUCUAGCUGUUACCAUCUGGAUUUAAUUGAUUCCAAUGUGUCACCAAGUGGUUCUACACCUGAACAUGAAUUGGAUAUGAAUGAAGGAGGACUUGAUGCACCUCCCAGCAGGGGGCAGGACUGCAGUGAGAAUGAAAACAGCUGUGAAACAGAGGACAGCUGUGACUACUCGUCCUCUCCAGAGAAAAACCUUCUGACCGUUCCCAAGGAGCUCCUUCACAAGAAAACUGAGACAUCAACAGUGUUUUUCUCUGAGACAGAAGAUUCCAUGUCUGAAAAAGAGGAUAUUAGAGAUGAGCAAAAAGGACUGUCUUUGAAGACUCAGAGUUCUGGUAAGAUGAGUUAUAUGCAAAAACUUAGAGAGAUUAUUAAAGCAAAAGCUGAAUCCAAGCAGCUGCAUAACCAAGCCAAGAAAAGAAGGAUCUGGAAAAAGGAAAGUGUCAUUUCUCUUGAUUCUGACACAGAUGAUGAAUACAGCCGAAGUUUGACCGAAAAAGCAAAACAAAAGAGAUUAUCUUCCCCACGAUUAGAGGACUGUCCCAACAUUCCAGGUAAUCAAGAAAAGGGACCUGCAGCUGAAGAUUUGGGCAGUUACUGCAGAACUGGUGACGAAAGGUUUCAAGACACCAGACCAUCCAAGCUCAGAUCGGAUCUGAGUAAUACUGAUCACUCACAGAGGAUGGGACAAUCGGCUAAAGGUAAAGACGACUCUGAUCAUGUCCCGUGCAAGGCCAUCCCAAAGAUUUCACCAGAAGAAAUCAUAAUCCUGGAUUCAGACACUGAAGAUGAAGUUGCUCCACGUCGUGUAAAAAGUGUUAAGCGAAAGCGAUUGUCAGAGAGGACUGAAGCAUUUCUAUCACACUCAGUUUCCCUGCCUGAUGUCUUGGAUGGUGAUGGUCAGACUGGGGAAGACCUGCUCCAAAGACCUGCACAGUCACUUGAGGGCUCUGCAGACGAGCAUCCUCAGCCAGUGAACCUGAUGGCUUCUCGUCCUAUUCUUACCCGCCUUCGUUUUUGUGAUUCUAAUGAAUCAAGUGACUCCUUGAAACUCUGUAACAUAUCUACAGAUGAUAAACACUAUAAAGAUGGAGUUGAGGUCCCCAACAACACUGUAUUGAUGAGUGAAAGAAGUGACCCCUGCAGAAAGGAUAUGUUUGGGUUGGAGAAAAAAGGGGGCAAAAAGAACAAAAAAGCCCACCAGAGUCUGAAUAAGUGUACUGCAGUUUCAAGACCUCGUUCUCCUACAUCUAAGCAGCACUUGGCCCCAUCUAAGUCGACCUCAGAACGCCGUUCCUCUGCCCCCGAAACCUCUUUGAGUUUCCUGCAUUCAGCAAAGAAACAAGUCAUCAGUGAGUGGUCCACUAGUUAUAUCCCCACACGGAGAGACAGAAGGACAAGCCAGAGGACAGAAGAGGAUUCCAGAUCCAGUCCACAUAAAGUCAAGAAUGCUACCGAACGUGAUCUGUGCUUGGAGAGGAGGCCAGCAGCCUCAAACUAUGAUGGGCCACCGAGGCAGAAGCACAGAUCUGAAUCCAUAGCACCCCUGAUGAAGAAGAGCCUGUCCUUGGCCAAGUUAUGUACAAAGACAGUCCUUCGGGAAACUCCAAAUGAUCAGAGGUGUCACUCUGUUGGUGAAGGUUACAAGUGGUCUGAGAAAGAAAGGACGAGCAAAGCAAAAGGUGCAGGAAGUCGGAAGAAGAAAAGUUGGCGUUGAAGUGGAGUACGUAGUCUCUUCACACACGGACGUGCACGUUUCAUUUCACAGAAGGAUCGGCACAUGUACCAGUUUUCUGUUUUGUUGGUGUUUUUAAGGUUUUGAAUGCUCUCAUGGAAAUCAGAACCAAAAUCUUGUGUUGUGUGAUUUUUUUUUUUUUUUUAAACUGACUACCUCACUCUGAUGUGAUGUUUUGUACAAGUUCAGUUUUUUGUGUUUGGUUCUUCGUUUCAUGUAUAUUUGUUUUUAUAACUCCUGUCCAAAUCACUUUGUUUUUAAAAGUAAGGUUUCUCUCUGGUGAGUUAUUGAUGGUGUAGUGUUAUUUUUAUGAAGUACUGCCAAAGUGCCUGUUGUACUGUUGAGUCCAAAUACUUUAAACUGGUCCCUGUCCACACCUU
This is a messenger RNA of Thalassophryne amazonica, 5122 nucleotides long. RefSeq lists its product as uncharacterized. The record is from RefSeq and is a predicted model, not a curated record. Lineage: Eukaryota; Metazoa; Chordata; Actinopteri; Batrachoidiformes; Batrachoididae. The coding region runs from base 642 to 4724 and encodes 1360 amino acids. The transcript is spliced from 4 exons.